CACACAGCACGUAUCCAUGGAAUUGGAAACCGAACAUUCCCAGCUUCCUGAAGAAGACCCUAACAACAAUUAUCACGCCAAUGUUGACACCUCCAGACCCUUCCGCUCCGUCAAAGAAGCCGUGGCCAUCUUCGGCGACCGCCUCCUUCUUGGAGAAAUGUACUCAUCCCCCAAGCCUCAUGGCAACAAUAUUGUCCAAACAGCUCCUUCAUCGUCAUGGAAGUUGUCGCCGAUGCCGGCUAAUUAUAAAGUAAGCGAAGACGUUAGCAGUUAUGGUGAUGAGGAGGAGAAUGCAGAUGAUAAAGUAGUUAUGGAAACUCUUAAGAAGCUGGAGGCUGAGCUUGAGGAGACCAAGGUGGAGCUGAAGUUGCUGAAGGAGAGAGAGUCCGAAACCGAGGUGGCAUUGGCCUCCUUGAACGCAGAGCUUCACAAGAACAUGUCCAAGUUGGCUCAGGCUGAGGCAAAUACUGCAGCAAUGGCUAGCAAUGUGCUGCACGAGGCUGCAAGAUCAUCGCCAUUUACCGGUACCAGACAUGGUUUGAUGAGGGAGGAAGAGAAGAACAAGAGGGAGUGGAUGAUAAGGAUGGAGGAUUCUACCUCUUUGGCUCAGAUAUUGAGCAUUGGCACUCAGAAAAAUGGAGGAGGAAAAAGAGAAAAGAAAAUAAUGAAGAAGAAGCCUAUUGUCCCUCUUGUGCAAGAUUUUUUUUUCUGGAAAAAAGGAUCUUCAACUCCUCUUCGUAAUCUUUUUAAUUCUUCUCCACAGCUCUACUAUUGAUGGUGAGAAUAUAUGCGGUUUUCUUCGAUAUAUUUCCUUUCCUUUGUAUUUUUUCUCUUUGUUUUGUUUUAAUUAUUUUCUCCAUCUAGAGUGGAAGAAAAAAGUUUUACGGAGUAUGUCGUGUAUUGUAUAUUAAUCCUAUA
This is a messenger RNA of Prunus avium (sweet cherry), 918 nucleotides long. Its product is annotated as WEB family protein. Gene Ontology annotation, cellular component: cytosol. The record is from RefSeq and is a predicted model, not a curated record. NCBI's taxonomy places the organism in Eukaryota, Viridiplantae, Streptophyta, Magnoliopsida, Rosales, Rosaceae. Gene Ontology annotation, biological process: chloroplast avoidance movement; chloroplast accumulation movement.